Sturnus vulgaris (Common starling) is the source of this 777-nucleotide messenger RNA. The record is from RefSeq and is a predicted model, not a curated record. Lineage: Eukaryota; Metazoa; Chordata; Aves; Passeriformes; Sturnidae.
AUGGAGCUGCCCCCCAGCCAAUUCCCGGCCAGCCGGGCCGCUGCCGUGGCCCUGGGCUACCUGUGCUACCUGCGGGGUGGCCCCGGCCGGGGGCUGCAGCUGCGGGAGCUGCGGAGCGCCCGGCACCAGGACAUUGAUGAUGUUGGGCACAAGUACUACCUGGAACUGGAGCUGGAAGAUGUGCUGGACAAAGCCAGGACUGUGAGCUGCACUGCUGAGGUUCUGUAUCACCUGGGCAGCAAAACCUCUGCUCCAGAUGUGCAGGUCACAGUGCAAGGAGAGCUCAGGAGCACAGAGGAAGCAGAUCAGGAAUUCUACAACUGGAUCAGGAGCCUGGAAAAGGAACUUGUGGCUGAGAACAUCCCAGACAGCCAUGGGAACGUUCCCCCAGAGCUGGAGCCCAUCCACCUGCUGGCCUGGGUGGCCUCUGGCUUCGUGAUCUGGCAGAAUUCCACUGAAAACACCAAAUUCCACCUUGCCCAAGUUAAACACGUGAAGCAAGUGAAAAGAAGUGAUGAAGAUCUUCAGUUUGACUACGUGGUUCUACUCCACGAAAUGGUGUCCCAGGAGGUGCUGCCCUGGCAGGUGACCCUGCUGUGGCACCCCCAGCGUGGGGCCCGGGUGUCCCAGUGCCAGGGACCAGGAGCAGGGAACACCUGAGCACCCCUGGGAGCAGCUCCAGAGCUCCCAGCCCUGGCAGGAGGCACAGAAGGAGAUGGGAGUGAGGAUCUACCACGGUACAAGAGACGAAAUUAAAACUUUCCUGAGCGUUUCUGA